AUGAAGCUAACGUUUUUGCUAAUUUUCUUCAUAACAAUAAUAUUUAGUGUGCAUAGUGCAUUCCCUAAUUUCUACGGUAAAAUAUUAGAAGAGAAGCUUACAGACGACCCCGGUUCGCCGUUGAUUUUAACCCCACUUAUCGAACAAGGCAAAAUUAAGGUCGCAAGAUCGGCUGCUGAAGUGCAUUUCAAUGGAUUCAAGAACGUAAAAAGUUAUUCCGGAUAUUUCACCGUGGAUAAAGCCUUCGAUUCCAACCUAUUUUUCUGGUACUUCCCCUCUCAAACUGACCCAACCAAAGAUCCUGUUGUUUUGUGGUUGCAAGGGGGCCCGGGGGCAACUUCCCUCAUAGGACUGUUCACGGAAAAUGGACCCUUUACGGUGAAAGCAAAGCACGGAUUAAAAUUGCGGAAAUAUUCUUGGAUUAAAUCACACAACGUUAUAUACAUUGAUAACCCAGUCGGGACAGGGUACAGUUUCACCAAAGGCGGUUACGCCCAAAAUGAAACCAAAGUAGGGGAAGAUUUGUGGGCUGCAAUGCAACAAUUCUACCUACUUUUCCCGGAGUUACAGAAAAACCCAUUCUUUGUAACAGGUGAAUCAUAUGCUGGCAAAUAUGUUCCUGCACUAUCGUACACAAUCCACAAAAAGAACCCUGAUGCUAAACUUAAGAUAAAUCUACAAGGUCUAAGUAUUGGUAAUGGUUUAAGUGAUCCAGAGCAUCAGUUGAAGUAUGGGGAUUAUUUAUAUCAACUAGGCCUUAUCGAUACUAACAUGAGAACACUGGUGCAGAAAUAUGAGGCACAGGGUGUUAAAUACAUUCAAGACAAAGAUUAUGUGAACGCAUUUAAAAUAUUUGACAACCUAUUAAAUGGUGAUCUCAACAACCAUACUUCUUUCUUCAAAAACGUGACAGGAUAUGAUAACUACUUCAACUACUUAUACCCUGAAGAUCCUAUGAAUACAGAAAUGGCGUUUAUGGGGAAAUACAUUCAAAGAAACGACGUUAGAGCUGCCAUUCACGUCGGAAAUGCUUCUUUUCAUGGCGAAGAUUCAACUGUUGAAGUAAAUUUAAUGGAGGAUGUAAUGAAAUCGGUUGCUCCUUGGGUUUCAGAAUUGAUUGGCAACUACAGGGUUUUAAUUUAUAAUGGACAGUUGGAUAUUAUUGUUGCUUAUCCACUAACCAUUAAUUAUUUGAAGCAAUUAAAGUUUAAUGGAGCUGAUGCAUAUAAGAAUGCUCCGAGGUACAAAUGGUAUGUUGGCACUGAAUUGGCUGGGUAUGUUAAACAAGCUGGCAACCUCACAGAAAUUUUGGUAAGAAAUGCUGGGCAUAUGGUACCUGGGGAUCAGCCAAAGUGGGGAUAUGACCUAAUUUCUAGAUUCACUAGAAAUAAACCAUAUCACAACUAUUAG
This is a messenger RNA of Brassicogethes aeneus, 1410 nucleotides long. The record is from the annotation of a GenBank genome assembly. Lineage: Eukaryota; Metazoa; Arthropoda; Insecta; Coleoptera; Nitidulidae.